Messenger RNA from Ambispora gerdemannii, 398 nucleotides. The record is from the annotation of a GenBank genome assembly. NCBI's taxonomy places the organism in Eukaryota, Fungi, Glomeromycota, Glomeromycetes, Archaeosporales, Ambisporaceae.
GGAAAGUUGUAGUGCGCAUUGAUAUGAUUCUCAGUAUUAUAACAGUGGAUAUAUAUCACGAAUUUCUCCAUCCGCGUCCAAACCUUUGCAUUGAGAUGCUCAAUAAACUAUGGGAAGAGAUCAAUACACAUUCGCAUCUUACUUCUAUAGCAGGCUGGAAGUUAUUCCAACGUUAUGAUGACCACGUUGAAUCCACUCGCAAGUUGCUCAAUGAAUAUGAUAGUCAUGGUUUCCAUUUGUGCCUUGAUAUAAAAGAUUCGGAGACCACAGCUAUCAGUUUUACUACCCCGUUGCUGAACAAAAUCAAGAAUUACGGCAUUAAUAUUACUGAGAUAUACUUAGAUGCCACUUAUAAAAUUGCACGUGGACGCUACGAACUUUAUGAUAUUAUAGCAGAA